Molecule: messenger RNA, 2418 nt
Organism: Nasonia vitripennis (jewel wasp)
Lineage: Eukaryota; Metazoa; Arthropoda; Insecta; Hymenoptera; Pteromalidae
Product: cyclin-dependent kinase-like 1
Exons: 6
Coding region: 366-1871 (501 amino acids)
Biological process (GO): protein phosphorylation
Cellular component (GO): nucleus
Molecular function (GO): ATP binding; cyclin-dependent protein serine/threonine kinase activity
Source: RefSeq, a predicted model, not a curated record
CUACGUAAUAGUGGCGACCGGCGCGCAUCCGUCGAUUUUCCACCUGAGAAAUAGCGACUCGAGGCGAACGACAGGUAGUCGUCUCUGCCGAGCCGUUUGGGUAAGUUCAACGCCUGCGUGAGAGGCCUAGUUUUGAUGUUACAUCCGCCGUACGACGAUUUGUUUAUUCUUGAAUCUGAUGGUGAAGUGAAAAAAGAGAGUAAGAGUUAAGUACGUCGAGUGAAUUGUGAAUCGAUAGACAAGAGGAGAAGUCGUCGAAAAGGAGGAUGCCCGCACUGGCGAGCUUAUGGAUUAAGGGCGCUCUCGAUGAGCCGACGUCGCGUGUCUACUUCAGAAGGAGGCUUCAUCAGUGACGCAAAAGAGCAAUGGAUAAAUACGAGAACAUCGAAGUCGUAGGCGAGGGUAGCUACGGCGUCGUUAUGAAGUGCCGACACAAGGAGACAGGCCAGGUCGUGGCCAUAAAAAAGUUCCUCGAAUCCGUGGACAACGUUCACGUGCGAAAGCUCGCCUUUCGCGAGAUUCGCAUGCUCAAGCGAUUAAGACACGAGAAUCUAGUCAGUUUGAUCGAAGUCUUCAGAAGGAAAAAGCGCUUUUACCUCGUGUUCGAGUAUCUGGAUCACACGAUUCUCGACGAGCUCGAGGCGGUCGGCGGUGGUCUCGGCUUGGAACUUUCGCGGCGACACAUUUUCCAAGUUCUUCGAGGCUUGAAUUUUUGCCACAACAAUCAUAUAAUGCACAGGGACGUGAAACCGGAGAACGUUCUGGUCUCGCCUCACGGAGUGAUAAAGCUCUGCGACUUUGGCUUCGCGCGCAUAGUCACUGGUCCCAACGAGUCGUGCACGGACUACGUGGCGACGCGCUGGUACCGGGCACCAGAGCUACUCGUCGGCGAUCCUCGUUACGGAAGAGCCGUGGACACGUGGGCUGCGGGCUGCCUAUUCGCCGAACUGCUGACGGGCGAGCCAUUGUUCCCCGGGGACAGCGACGUCGAUCAGCUCUUUCGAAUCACAAGGUUACUCGGCGGACUCUGCGGCCGGCACCAGAGUCUGAUGAACCGCAGCAGCAACGGUCGCAGCGAAGCCCGAGCCCUGCGCAAGGCCAGCAUCGAGAGCCUGUCCUACAGGAGCUCCUCCGGUCCCAACAAUCCAGGCGCCGGUAUCCAUCGCGGCUCCAGCGGUGGUCUUCGCUCCCUCCGGGCACUGCUGCCCAGCUGCAGCAGUACCUGUCUGGAUUUCCUCUCCCAGUGUCUGCGCAUGGACCCGGAGACCCGGCCCAGCUGUGCCAAUCUCUUGCAGCAUCCUCUGUUCAUGCAGGACUGCUUCGCCGAGAAGUUCCUGCUCGAACUCAGGGAUUACGUCGCCCAGGAGGCUUCGGAGAACCCGCUGCUCCAGAUGAGGAGGGAUGAGGAGAGGAGGUUGAGUGUCCUGUCGCUGGAAGAGCCUCAGAGGAUAUACAGCGGUGCCGCCAGGUGGCACAUGAAGCUGAUACCCUCGAUGAGCCACGAAAAACCAGCAGAUCACUCGGACACCCCUCACGACUCUCUGAACCAGGCUCUGCGCAGCCGGGGAACGUUGGAUCAGGAGAACCACAACCAGCAGCAGCAGCAGCAACUACAAAAUAAUCAGCAAAUCCAGAAAAGCAACCAGCAACGCAACCAGCUGCACCUGACUCGACCUCGAGAGUUAUGCUUCAUCGGGCCGAGUACCGUCGCACCCAACGCCACGUACAUCCGACGACUGGAGCACAAGGGACUCCUGCCAGCCUCCAUGGAGACCAACGGGAAAUUCACUUUGCCAGCACUGAGAGACCAGCAAUUGAAGGCUGCCGGCUACAAGAGGACGAAGCUCGACCUGUCGUCGCAGAUCGCGUGACGUUCGAAUUUUCGAUGAAUAUUUAUUUAGUAUCUUUCGGUCGUCGAUAGAUUUGUAAAUUGAAAAUUUUUAGUUAAAGUGUAAAGAGGCGCAACGUAGACUUUUUUUUAGAGCGAAUACAGACUAGAACGUUUUACAUUGGAAAUUCAUUCCUUGAUUUUUCGGUUAAUAGCUGAAGUAUUUGUGUACCGAUCUUUUUACGGCUUUAAACUAUAUCAUAUCGAUGGGCGUAUACAUAUAGCGAACAUUAACGCAAAGUGUUUUUAGCUCUUUGUAAAUGGACCUUGUUUCAGUGUAUACGUUAUGGUUGAUACGAGCUCUUGUUAUAGCUACUGCCAAAGGUAUAUGGAAGAAUAGUAAAAGAAUAUCCCAGCCGUUGAACACUUGUAGAGUCUAUAACGUUCACACGAAGUUAAAAGUUUAUAAUAUUAUUAUAUAGUGAUGUAUAAGGGAUACGAGUCGGCGAUGUAGCAGUUAACGAAUGUAAAUAACACGAUGUUUUAUCCAAAUUUUUAUUUGAAUAAAGAGAUAAAUAUUCACUGACUAA